AGUCGACGUCUUCCGACAAGUCAAUCCGUAGAUAAAAUCCUGGGAACGUGCUCGCCUUUCUUCGGAUGGUUUUGGGAUUCUUCGCCGCUUGGUUGUUCUUCUCUUACUCUUCCUCAAGUUUCUUCUUUUGGGUCAUAUUCAUCAAGCAUUUAACAAACUGAGAGUAGAAGAUGUCAAGCAGAAGUCAUGUGCAUUGGUGUUACCGAUGCAGGUGUAGAAUCCAGCCUCGGGAGCAGGAAAUGAUCUGCCCCAACUGUGAUACAGGUUUUGUUUCGGAGCUUGAUGAGACAGAGGAUCUUGUGAGCCAUUUUGUUGGCAUGGGUGCUGAUAUGGAUAGUGACCCACAUUAUAGGAUCAUGCAGGCAAUCUCUGCCAUGAUGAAUCAGGGGAUGAUGGGAGCGAACCGUGAGUUUGAUGUCCGAGGUAGACCCAAUAUGUUCUCAGACUUUGGGGCGGAAUUUGGCCCUGGUCCUUGGUUCGUCUUCAGGGGCCAGCUUCCUGUUCAUUUGUCUGACAACAAUGGCUUUGAGGUCUUCAUCAAUGGGCGGCGUGGUGUUCAUAUGCGACGAGCCAACAUGGCAGACUAUUUUGUUGGCCCAGGACUAGAAGAUCUAAUUGAACAGCUGACACAAAAUGAUAGACAUGGACCAGCACCAGCAUUACCAUCAGCAAUUGAGGCUAUGCCCACAUUGAAGAUCAACCAGAGGCACCUGCAUGGAGACUCACAUUGUCCUGUUUGUAAAGAGAAAUUUGAGCUGGGUACUGAGGCACGAGAGAUGCCAUGUAAACAUAUAUAUCACUCAGACUGCAUCAUUCCCUGGUUGGAACAGCAUAAUUCCUGUCCAGUUUGUCGCCAUGAGCUGGCACCACAGAGCUCCGGUAGUUACAUGCAUUCGAGAUCCAGCAACCAAAGCUCGAGUAGCAAUGGAAAUAACAGUGGACGUCAACGCUGGAGGAACUGGUUUUCAUUUAGGUGGCCUUUUCGCUCUUCAAACUCAAAUUCUAGAUCUCAUUAGGAUGAUUAGGUGGGUGCACUUCUGCUGCUAUCCAUGUAUAUACUAACUAGAUGAGUUAUUCCGGAUAGUCUUUUGGCUACCAAAGUUAUAUCCGUAGCCUUUUUAGUUCUGUGGCAUAUCCUACUUCUUAAAUGAUAGUUUAUUUCGAUUGUCCCGCUAGAACUUCCCCAUAUGCAUGGUGGUGUGGAAACAUUUUCAGAACUUAGAAUUACAAAUCCAUAGCUAAGGUUGAUCAAACAAUGAAAAUCUUGUGUUGAUGUACUCCUUUGUUUACAUGUAAAUGGUCCUAGUUACUUAUUGCUACAUCUGCUUUCAUUCUUUCCCAAAACCAUGAUGUGCUAUUAUGUAGUUUAAUGUAA
Messenger RNA from Elaeis guineensis (African oil palm), 1375 nucleotides. RefSeq names its product E3 ubiquitin-protein ligase RZF1. Gene Ontology annotation, molecular function: ubiquitin protein ligase activity. The record is from RefSeq and is a predicted model, not a curated record. Lineage: Eukaryota; Viridiplantae; Streptophyta; Magnoliopsida; Arecales; Arecaceae. Gene Ontology annotation, cellular component: cytoplasm. Gene Ontology annotation, biological process: protein ubiquitination.